AUCCGUCUCCCACCCUCAGGCUGUGAACUGUCCUCAUCCGCCUUCGGUUACUCUUGUGCAUACUCAUCGCCAUGGUUGACUGGAACUCCGCCACCGAGCUUGCCACGGACUCAGCGGCGUUCACGAAAUUCAUGCAUACGCUGUUGGGUCUAUACAUCUGGGAAUGGUUUACGACUCUUGACUUCGACUUUGCCUUCUUGACUGGCAGGAAGAGGUUCAGGUGGCCACUGACCUUCUACUUCCUUGGGCGGUACUGUCUACUGUUCGCGCUGAUGGGGAUAACCAUCGCGUUGGAUGUCACCAAGGAGGUGAACUGUCAAGCAUUGUACACCUUCAACCAGUGUUUCGGUAACUUCGCCAUUGGAAUGGCAAGUGUAAACCUUUCUGUACGAACCAUGGCUAUCUGGUCACAGAAGUGGUACAUUGUCUGCCCACUGAUCGCCGUCAUCCUCGGUCACUGGUCACUACUUCUCCACGGUAUUCUCCUCAAAGCUGCCUGGGUCGAAGGCACAGGUUGUGUUAUCACCUCGACCGAUAACACUCUCCUCGCCGCUUCCUUCAUCUAUACCAUGGCCUUCGACUUUGUCGUUCUCACCCUCACAGCGUGGAAGCUCGCGUUCCCCAAGGGUGGACGCAGUAGACUCGUGGAGAUGAUCUUCGGUGAUGGUUUGGUUUACUUCCUCGUCGCCUUCUUGGCAAACAUGACCGCCACUGUAUUCAUGUUGCUCAACUUGAACGCUGUGAUGUCUGUCAUCGCCAACGUCCCUGCAGCCGUAAUCUCCACCAUUGUGGCAUGUCGAGUCGUCCGCCGCCUGAACAACUUUGCCAACCAAGGCCCAGAGGUGUUCACAUCGAGUUCACCUUCGACUAAUAACGCGCUUCGGUUCAAUUCGGGCACGGCCUCGAGGGGUCCUGCGAACGUGUCUGUCGCGAGGUCGACGGCAGGCGGUGUGCACGUACAGAUGGACACGUUCUCAGUAGCGGACAAGGUCACCUACGACGCGUCAGGACGUGUCGUCUCCGCCGAGGGCAAAGAGUUCGACCCCGAGAGCCAACAGAUCUCGGACGAGUUCAAACAUCAGCCAUACUAGAUCCCACUCGCUCCCUCCAUUACACACACUUCGCAUCUAUUUCAUCUCUCCUUCGCGCUCCAUCCUCUCAUCUUCUUGGCUCGACAUGUUUUGUCUCCUUAGGGUACCCUUCAACUUGAAGCUAUGCGAAAGCCCCGCAGCUAGCUCACCCUCACCCCACCUCCGUAACCAUAUACGUUAACGUAUACCUAUCGGCUUAUAGCCUAUCCUAUUGAAAGCCCACUGGGACUUUUUGACCUUCCUCCCUCCCAAUUCCCGCUCCGUCAUCUUGAGUCUCCCUCCAUUCCUCGGUAUUCAUCUUAUCUCGCCCUACCUCGUCUACGCUCUUCGUAUCGCAGCAAUAUCGCGCAGCACCUGUAUCUAGUACCCACCGCCCUUCCCGGCACACUUACACUUACAUGCACAUGUCAAAAAUCAGCAUACCACAUACACACACACACACACAUUAGACGGGGUCGGAAGCACAUCGCACAUCCGCACGCUCUCUGCACCAACGCACACCAUUCAUUAGUAUUACUGUAUCCCGUACACUUCACUCACCUUCUUCUCGCUUCACCGCCUUCUCUGUCCUCUGUCCUCUGUCCUCUGUCUUUUUGUCAGCUUUUGACAUCCUCGAUUUGCGCGAUACGUACCCAACACAGCACCGACGUCCUCGCAUCACCAGUCACCCCGGGCCAUCAUUCUUUCUCGAUACCCACGAUACCCCCUCCCUGCCUGGUGACUGGCCUGGCACUCGUCUCAAAGCAAAGUCGCGGACGACGCCUCGUUUCUUUCGCUUUCGCUCUCCGGGUUUCCAUUCCAUCGUAUCUGUAACUGUCUAUCCAUUCUUCCAGUCCUACCCUGCCCCAAUUCCAGACCCAUACAUCCCUACUUACAGCCCUGCAUGACACACCGACGUCCGUCCCAUUUACACACCAGUCCUAUUACGUCCGUCGCACUUCCAUUCUUGACAGUCCGGAUUGGGGAGUCGGUUGUUCGUACGGUGGCGCGUGCAUUUUUCUACGGAGUUGGCGGUUUUGGGGAUUGGGACUCCGAUGGCGGAUGGGGGUAUUUCUGCCGUUCUACGAAUCACGAAUCACGAUCCUGGUGCUUCGCGGGAUCGGUGUGGAUUUAGCCUUAUGCGGAUAUUCGAUGGAGAGCUCGAGGGACGCUGUGACGGGUUGGAGUGGUUGACAGGGACUUGGUGAUAUGGCGGGAGAAGGGAGCGGGGUGCGAGUUCGAACUUCGGCCGGGACGGCGCUGGGAGGGAAUUAGGAAGGACAGAAGGAAGGUACGCAGGGAUGGUAUUGGAAGGGUAUUCUUGGUCUGUUCUGUUCUGUUUUUCUGUUCGUGUCAUUCCAUUCAUCCAUCAUACCUCUGCGUCUCAACGUUCCGCACCCUUUCAUCGGCACCGUCUCCAUCAGCAUUAUCCUCCACUUAUCUCUAUCCUACCAUCUUCGUCUUCGUGGUACCCUUCGUCUUUCGUUUUCGUCGUCAUUCAUCAAAAGUACCGCGAUUUCUUGGCUACUUACUGUGUAUGUAGUUCUCCUAAAAAAAGAUUUUAGUCACUCUUUCUUUGUUACCUUCGUUUUGUGUUUCGAAAUUGUGUGUAUUAGUUCUGUUUUAGCCUUGUGUUCGUUAGUACAAAUGAAAUCUUGAUGUUAC
Messenger RNA from Stereum hirsutum FP-91666 SS1, 2735 nucleotides. RefSeq lists its product as uncharacterized. The transcript has 12 exons. Bases 72 to 1091 code for a protein of 339 amino acids. The record is from RefSeq and is a predicted model, not a curated record. NCBI's taxonomy places the organism in Eukaryota, Fungi, Basidiomycota, Agaricomycetes, Russulales, Stereaceae.